This is a messenger RNA of Spathaspora passalidarum NRRL Y-27907, 2259 nucleotides long. Its product is annotated as sugar porter family MFS transporter. Bases 30 to 1655 code for a protein of 541 amino acids. Gene Ontology annotation, cellular component: plasma membrane. Lineage: Eukaryota; Fungi; Ascomycota; Pichiomycetes; Serinales; Debaryomycetaceae. Gene Ontology annotation, molecular function: carbohydrate:proton symporter activity. The transcript has a single exon. The record is from RefSeq and is a predicted model, not a curated record. Gene Ontology annotation, biological process: transmembrane transport; carbohydrate transport.
AAAACCAAACCCCACUUACUUACUUAAUUAUGGCUCGCUCAGAAACUUUACCUGCUGGUGAACAAACACCAGAAGUUACUUCCAUCUCGGAAAAGGAUAUCAAGGUUGACUUUAACGAGACUGCCCAGCAACUUGAAAACAAGACAUUUAAAGACUACAUUUUAAUCUCAUGUUUGUGUUUUAUGGUUGCCUUUGGUGGGUUUGUCUUUGGUUACGAUACCGGUACCAUUUCCGGGUUUGUUAAUAUGACUGAUUUCAUUGACCGUUUUGGUGAAGUUGGCCCUGACGGUGAAAAGUUUAUGUCUUCCAUUAGAGUUGGUUUAAUGAUUGGUCUUUUCAACGUUGCAUGUGCCAUUGGUGGUAUCGUCUUAUCUAAAAUUGGUGAUAUCAAGGGUAGAAGAAUUGGUUUGAUGUUUGCCAUGGCUAUUUAUGUUGCUGGUAUUGCUGUUCAAAUUUCUGCUCAAGACAAAUGGUACCAAAUCACCAUUGGUCGUAUUAUUACUGGUUUCUCCGUUGGUACUGUUUCCGUCAUUUCCCCAAUGUUUAUUGGUGAAUCUUCUCCAAAGGCCGUCAGAGGUACUUUGGUUUGUUGUUUCCAAUUGUGUAUUACCUUGGGUAUCUUUAUUGGUUACUGUUGUACUUAUGGUACCAAGCAAUUGAACAACUCUCUUCAAUGGAGAAUCCCAUUAGCUUUAUGUUUCCUUUGGGCUGGUUUCCUUGUUGUUGGUAUGAUGUUUAUGCCAGAAUCCCCAAGAUUCUUGGUUGAAAAGAAGAGAAUUGAAGAUGCUAAGAAGUCCAUUGCUAGAUCCAACAAGAUGAGUCCAGAAGAUCCAUUUGUCUAUGCUGAAUUGCAAUUGAUCCAAGCUGGUAUUGACAGAGAACAAAUGGCUGGUAGUGCCACUUGGGGUGAAUUAAUCACCGGUAAGCCAGCUGUCUUCAGAAGAGUUAUCAUGGGUAUCUGUUUAGCUUCCUUGCAACAAUUGACCGGUAACAACUACUUCUUUUACUUUGCUACCACUAUUUUCAAGGCUGUCGGUUUACAAGAUUCUUUCCAAACCUCGAUGAUUUUAGGUUGUGUUAACUUCCUUUCCACUUUUGUCAACAUUUGGGCUAUUGAAAGAUUUGGUAGAAGAUUAUGUUUAUUGGUUGGUGCUGCUGGUAUGUUUGUCUGUUUUAUCAUCUACUCCACCUUAGGUUCCGUUGCUUUGUACCAAUAUGAUGGUGAAUCCAACCUUCCAGCCGGUAGAGCCAUGAUUUUCGUCACUUGUUUGUACAUUUUCUUCUUUGCAUCCACUUGGGCCGGUGGUGUCUACUGUGUCCUUUCUGAAUCAUACCCAUUACGUGUCAGAUCCAAGGCCAUGGCUCUUGCUCUUGGUUCCAACUGGUUGUGGGGAUUCUUGAUUUCCUUCACUUCCUCAUUCAUUAUCAACGCCAUUAACUUUUACUACGGAUACGUCUUUACUGGAUGUAUUGCCGUUGCCUUUGUGUUUACCUACUUUUUCAUUAUGGAAACCAAGGGUUUGAGUUUGGAAGAAGUUGAUGAAUUGUAUGCCCAAAAGAUUCUUCCUUGGAAGUCUGGCUCUUGGGUCCCACCAACUGCCGAAGAAAUGGCCACUUCUACUGGAUACGCCAAGCCAAGCCAAGAACACGUAUAAAUUGACGAAACAUUAAUUAUCCCAGAAUGAAUUCUUAACGAGGAUAUGGUUUAUUUCUUUUCUUUUACUGUUGAAGGUAUUUGUUAAUUUACUUUAAUAGAUUCUUAUUAAAUUUAUAUUAUUUUAUUCUAUAAUAAUACAAAAGUUAUUUCUUGACGAACCAGUGUAGAGGUUCUUCUUUGGAAACUUUGCGUUUAGCAAUGGUUUACCAUUCCAUUCAAAAAGCCAGUAUGCAACUUUCUUUGCCUCGUAGUAGUGUGUUUGGGUAAACCCUAAAUGGGUCAUGAUUUCAAGUAAUCUUUUGUUGUCAAAGUACCUUGAGUUGGUUAUACAGGGAAGUGGAAGCACUAGAAACAACACGCUGAUAGACGUUUCCGUUGGUUUCUUUAAGAAUUUCGUCAUUCUGACCAACAUUUCUCCUCGUUCCUGUGGCGAGGGCACAAAGUUAAUAACCAACGAACAAGAUAUAAGAUUGAAUUUCUCGUCGGUAUUCUUAGGCAAUGGCCUUUCCAUGAAAUUCUGUUCAAGAAUCAAAGGAUCUUGGGAAUUCAAGUCUAUUCUAGUUAUAUCUUUGAAUAUCCCACAGGUGGAUAUAACAUUGUAC